Molecule: messenger RNA, 3144 nt
Organism: Rana temporaria (common frog)
Lineage: Eukaryota; Metazoa; Chordata; Amphibia; Anura; Ranidae
Exons: 2
Coding region: 1794-2492 (232 amino acids)
Biological process (GO): retrotransposition
Cellular component (GO): ribonucleoprotein complex
Molecular function (GO): single-stranded RNA binding
Source: RefSeq, a predicted model, not a curated record
UUCCCCCUCCCUCUCUCUUUCCCUUGUAUGUUAUUCUGAAAUCUAGAAUUCUUCUUGUAAUUUAUAGCGCACCAAGAAAAAAAAUAUAACAGUAGACGCUAAAGAAAAAUCACAGACAUCAUGGAAGCCAAAAAAACCUGAUUCCAAGCCACAUUGCCCAACACAGUCCACUCCUCCUGGGAAUAUUAAUUCAAUUAGAACUCGAGAUAAAAUAAAGAAAUCUGAAAAGUCCACUAAGGAGCGCAAAAAGAAGGAGACACUCGAUGAAAUGCGCGUGCACGUGAGGACGUAAGGACGCUUCGCGCUCUUGGGUGAGGAGGGAGAGCUAUGGGAGAGUCGGGAGGAAGGACGGACUACAGCAAGUGAGAGAGCGGCUCCCCCCCAUGCACAAGCACACGCUGCAUAGCUUCCUUAUCGGCUCUCCAGGGAGCCGCCGGGACCGCUCGAACACCUCCGCACUGAGAGCUGCAGAUAGCGGGUUGCUGGCCGCACCGUUCCGCUGCAUCGGGAAACAGAGCCCACGCAAGUAAACUGAGAAGGGCAUAAGAAGUAAGUCGAGCAGGGCAAGCACCGGAAGGACAGCACCCGCCGACCACACUCUCUCCUGCCAGGUUACAAACCACAGACGUGAGUAUGGUGAGCCAGCGACAUGCUGAGCUCUGAUGAAAUGUCUGCACUUCUCCCAGCAGAUACAAGAGACGUGAGGUAUACUCUUAAACUGUGAUUACGUUUUUUUUUAAGAAGAUUCAGAAGGGCUGCAUACAGUAAAUCUCUGUGAACAUUUUUGCAAAAGGGAGACACACCAGGCUCGUUGGGAAAAUUUAGUCUAUGAUAUCUCACAUGCUGCUUGUUUUUUACUUUCCCUUUGUAUGAUAAGUUGUGCCCAACAGGGCAUAGAAUACGGACGUUGAUUAUAUUGGGGAAAUGUACCCUGCAAGGUUGGAUAGGGUAUAGAAAAAUCCCCCAUCCGUGAACAGGAGGACCCAAAUAGCUGAGGAAAUCGAGAAUUUAUAGAUAAGCAGCAGCUGCCUGUUCUAAAUGACCCUGAAUAGAAGGGUAGAUAAGGACACAUCAACUGACUAAAGGAGACUAAACACAUCACAGCUGAAAAAGUCAGAACAGGCAAAUCUGCAAAUUUACACAAAUAUAUUUUUUCCCUUCAUUCAUAUAUUAUUCUAAAGACGGGGCCAUCUCCCUGUACCCUCUAGGUCGCUGUGGACCGAAGGACAACUAUAAGUACCCCUCCCUCAGAGAGACCCCUAGGUCCCCCCUCGAUACGGGACUCCUCCCAUUUCUCUGGAGUACCAUACUUUCUUAGGCCAUUAAAUUAGUCAGAAAAGAGAUUGUAAAGGGAAGGAAACCUAAAGUCACUCUGUACCCCUCCCCUCAACGCUCUAAUAGUGAAUGCUAAACAGGUGAACCACUGUCCAAAUUACUCCCCUAGUAGAUGCAGACACUAUUCUUCUAGGAAUCAGACCGGGUGACAUCCUAAAAUCACUAAUAAACAUAUGAAAUAGGGGAAGGGUCCUAUAAGAAGGGUUAAAAUAAAAGAAAUAAUAAAAGAAAAAAAAAUCUGGAAAAUCGCUUAGAAAUCCUGCCCAGGAUUAUAAGUGUACCGGAUAUCCUGAUCAAAAUUGGAUAACACAUUAAAAAAAAAAAAACACCUCGACACCCCCAGUCCCAUCGCACCUGGUACCCCAUACGGGUUACCUCCAUCUAUAUCAAGUGUGUUUUUUAUCUGUUGGAAACAAAAGGUCAAGCUGGGGAAGAGAAUCAGAAGGAAGGUAAUUAACAUGAGCAGAAUGAUAAGCAGAUCAACAAAGGGGGGACCCCCCACUACCCCAAGCAACAUAACAGCAACAAGUUCAAUAAGACCCUUCGUGACCAGAGGAGAAAGCCCACGAGCUCUCAGAGCCCAGGGAGUAACAAAGCAACAACAACAAGUAAAUAAAGCGAAAAAGACUGAAAAUAAGAAGCCACAGAGUGAAAAUUCCAGAGAAACAUCUAUGGAAUCAAGAGAUGAAGGGUCCUUAGUAGGGGGACUGGAAAGCAGCAGGAUGGAUGAACAAAGAUCAGAUGCACAGUCCCUCUCAAAAGGAGAAAUGGCAGAGAUGCUGCAAAAAUUGGAAAAUGCGAUAAUGGGUGAAAUACAGAAUCUGCGGACCGAUUUUGGCCAUAUGCUCUCCAGACUUGAAUCAGCAGAGGAACAAAUAGAGAAACAAGAACAAGAAUCAAUCUCACUAAAAGAUCAGAUCAAUCAGAUUCAAUUACAACAGAGGCAUAUUCUCUAUAAAUUAGAAGAUCAGGAAAACAGAAACCGGAGACAAAACCUGAGGAUAAGGUCAAUACCAGAGAAGAAGGGGGAAGACCUCAAGACAAUAACACAGACGAUAUUUAAUCCACUACUGGGAAAACCGGCAGAUAACCCAAUCAUGAUUGAACGGGUACAUCGAGUUGGAAAUCCGAAAAGAGGUUCCUCGGAGCGACCCUGAGAUGUUAUAAUAAGGUUCCGAUUUUUUGUAGACAGGGAAGGAAUCUGGAAGAAGCUGAGGGGACAACCCCAGAUAGUCUUUGAAGGGGUAAAUCUCCAGAUUUUCACCGACGUAGCCCCAGAAACCCUGGCUAGGAGAUGGCUGUUAAAACCACUCCUAAAACAGAUGAUGGACUCGAAUAUCAAAUAUACCUGGGGAUUCCCUGCCUGCUUAAUUGGGACAAGAGAGGGGAGAUCAGCAAUAUUGAGAUUCCCCGAGGAUUUAAAGGAGUUCUGCAGGAAAUUAGACAUUCGGGUGCCCGAUCUUUCGGGUUGGAGUUAGAGGGGGGGAAUGGAGAGAGAGAGAGGGGGGGCCCUAUCCUGAGGCCCCCCGCCCUCUCCGUAUCUCUCUACCCGGACUGAUCUUUCGUUAUAUCAUGUCCCUUCAGGACCUUUCUUUUGGAUGGUUCCCUUAGUUUGUCUUUUUCUUUUUUUUUUUUUUCUUCUCUCUCCCCCUACCUGCCUUGGGAUCCGAGAGGGCCCCUGGUGGAUAUGGAGGAGAAGAUUGUAAUUCGUCUCCCACCUCCCCUAUCUAAAAGAUAGGGGGGGGGAAUCCCAAACCUCACCCAGAGCGAUCUGAACCAAGACAUGGUAGUUGGUUCAGGGGUCUUUAA